UAGUCAUCGUACUUCGCUCUUUUCAUGAUGGCGGGUACGGGUGUCACCGUCAUGUUGCUUCUACUGUCUCUGUUAUUGAGUAUCCCAAUCAAUGCACAGAAAAACAAUUGCAGUUUUGCGCCCGUCAACCUUCCCAUACGACUGGUAGGGCUGCCGAAUCAAGGCUUCACGCGAGGAGCUUACCUUGCGAUGGGAACUCCUCGACAGAACUUCAGUGCCUUGCCUAUGGCGGAUGUCAACAACACCUUUCUCUAUCAUCAAGACGACAAAUGCCAACAUACCGAAGCGGCAUGCAUGACGUAUCGAGGAGGAUUUUUCGAGCCCGAGAACUCCCCUACCUAUGUUAACCAGAGCGCUCCCAAUGUCAACCUUAAUCCAUACUUCGAGAGCUCCGAAAAACUCACCGACGGAGGAACCCUUGCCCAGGACAAGCUUACGCUGCUCGAUAAUGUGACUAUCUCAGAUUUUCCAUUUGGCCUCGUCAACCAAAGUGUCAAUACGGGAAGACUCACAAACGCCGCCGGGAUCGCAUCUAUUGGUCUUGGGAGGAAUUCGACAAUAUUGUCCUUGCUGAAGAAAGCUGGUACAAUUGGUUCAAAGAGCUAUGGCUUUUGGUGGGGUCAAGACGGAGCAACAGCACCGGCGCGGAUGAAUGGAAAUUUGGUCCUAGGAGGCUAUGAUCGAGCCAAGAUCAAGGACAUGUCAAAUAAUCACACAGACAGGCUCACAGCACCAGGAACCUGCACACAGGGCAUGCUCAUUACCUUUACCGAAAUCAAACUAAACUUCCCAAAUGGGUCGGAACCGAACCUCCUGGAUCAAUUCAUUGGCGGCUAUAACCUCCAAGCAUGUAUCUGUACUUCUUGUGCAAUGGUCAUGUCUAUGCCUUUGGAUCCUUAUUUUUCACGUUGGGUGGACUGGACAGAAGCCGUCCCUGUCGGCCGCUCUGUUGGAAUCAACUUCUUCACCAUGCUGUAUGCUGGUGGUGAGGCAUAUCAGGGGGACCUUACCUUUACAACCGACGCUGGUCUCUCCAUACGUAUUCCGAACAGCCAGCUAGUUCUUCCAGACCUCACUAUUGCGGACGACGGAAGCAUCGCUACCAAUACCAGUGUGCAAGAUCUCAUGAUUUACAGUCUUCAAGAUGUAAACAAAAAUGAUAUGCCACGCAUCGGCAGAUAUUUUUUCACGUCAGCUUACUUGCACGUCAACAACGAGGCCAACACAUACACAAUAUGGGAAGCAAGUCCGACUACAAAUACCGACGUAGUAGCCGUCUUGGACGAUGACGUGGCAAAAGAAUGCAACGUCGUCCAGCCGAAGGCCACCCCCGCAGAAUCCUCUGCAUCGGUCCCAAGUAGUACCUCGUCGCCCACUGGAAGUCCAUCCCCUAGCAGCUCCACAUCGAAUAAGUUAACAGCCGGAGCUAUUGCUGGUAUCAUCGUGGGAUCGGUGGCAGUAGCAGGCCUCAUUGCUGUACUGUUGUGGCGGGGCCAUUCCAGACGGAAACAAGAGAGGGCAGAUGCAGCUGCGCAAGCCAAUGCCGCUCUCGACGUUUCGCCUCCAUACCAAGAAGCUGUGCAUACCACUAUGGUGGAAAUGUUCGGGCAUGAGCCGCCAGAGGUGAAAGGGAGUGUGCUGCCACCACAGGAACUUUGGCCAGGGAGGCAGAAGUACGAACCGGACGUGCACGAACUGGGAGCAUAACGAGACCUGGAAUUCGGUUGAUAUUAAUCUACAGGAAACAUGGGCGGAGCCUUUUGCUGCAUAUCUUUGUUUCUUGAGCGAUUGCAUGAUAUUAUCUGAAUACCCGUCAUGGUUAUAGGCACAAAAAUAGAGGAUUCGUUUAAAUAGUCGUCUUAUUGUCAAGUCAAUACAUUAAUAUCAUGGAAACGAAAAAUCUAGAGCGACUCUUGUAUUGCUGAUGAGCCACCGAGACCUGCAAAAUCCAAUGGUGGUGUGCUUCCUAGUAGAGCUUCGGCGAAAGCCAUGCUUGAUCUCGGAUGGGUGAAAGAUCUAGAUAUUCUAGUCUAGGAAAAGCAUAAACAGGGCCACAGAGGAAGAGGAAUGGAACGGGUACUUGCGUGUUGGCGUUUUAAGAGGGCCCUAUACCGGUCCAUUGGAAAUGGCCCCAUCCAGGGAGGAUGCGGUGAGGACCGUUGCCGCCCAUGAGGCACAGCAGCGGUUUCCGAAACCAAACG
Molecule: messenger RNA, 2201 nt
Organism: Mytilinidion resinicola
Lineage: Eukaryota; Fungi; Ascomycota; Dothideomycetes; Mytilinidiales; Mytilinidiaceae
Product: acid protease
Exons: 2
Coding region: 25-1707 (560 amino acids)
Source: RefSeq, a predicted model, not a curated record